GACAGUCCUCCUCCUCAUUUUAAAAACGCUCCGCACGCGAGUCUCACUCCAGUCGCGCGCUCUCACCAUCAGCUUUCAUUCAUACAGUGUUCUGGUUGUGCUCUCUCUCGUGUGCAUUCACUGUCAUUUUCAUGAAUAUUUCUCAGAGUAGUGCGGGUCUCGGCACCGUGCUGCCUCUUACUAGUUUCGAGAACACACUUCUGUUUCUCUUCAGUAUAAUUCUCGCCACAGCCAUCAUUUUUAUCAACGUGUCUGUGUUCGUGUCCAUCGUGAUGAACAGAUCCCUGCGCAGCGAGAACCGCUUCAUGUACAUGCUCAGCACGUGUCUGAGUGACUUCUGCUCGGGCGUCUCCUAUUAUUAUGCUGGAGUUAUGGAUGUACGCGAUUAUUAUGACUCCCCGACUCGCACUUUCUACAUUGUUCCCAUUUUCUUGGGUCUGUCCUAUAUGGCGAUUCUGGCCGCGCAAGCGGAUCGCUACCACGCGGUCUCAGCGCCUUUCAAAUACUCGCAGCGCAUGACGCGCAACAGAACCCUGCUGGUGAUUCUGGCCUACUGGCUUUAUGCUUUCCUCAUAGUGGCUGUUAAUAAUUUGGUGCCUAUAGAGGUUGCUAAAAGAGUGAGUGGAUUUGGUACUCUUGUGGUGAACAUUUUCACCGUCAUUAUCAUGAUUGUGUUGAACGUCAGGCUGUUCUUCAUCGCCAAAUUUCAGCUGGAGCGCGAACCCCCGAGCGAGGAACGCGACAACAAGCGCGCGUCCGUUUAUCUCAUCAUAAUAGUGGCCGUGUGUUUUCUGAUCUCGUGGUUGCCGCUAUUUCUUCAUGUUAUUAUAUGUAACUUCACUGGGUCUAUUUGCUAUUUGUUCAGAAACGAGGGCACAGACCCCCUGCGCAUUCUGGCGCGUCUCAAUGCAGUCAUCACACCAUUACUGUACAUCAGAGGCUGUACUGCACUCAGGAGCACCAUCAUGAUUCAAGUCUGGAGAAUAGCGUGCUACAAGAGGAAAGGAUAAAUCUGAGCACACUAAACAAGUUUCUCAUAGAAAAUCUGAAAAUAGAAAUGUAGA
Messenger RNA from Carassius gibelio (silver crucian carp), 1064 nucleotides. RefSeq names its product melanocortin receptor 4-like. The record is from RefSeq and is a predicted model, not a curated record. Bases 132 to 1010 code for a protein of 292 amino acids. Lineage: Eukaryota; Metazoa; Chordata; Actinopteri; Cypriniformes; Cyprinidae. Gene Ontology annotation, biological process: G protein-coupled receptor signaling pathway. The transcript has a single exon. Gene Ontology annotation, cellular component: membrane. Gene Ontology annotation, molecular function: G protein-coupled receptor activity.